CAUGUGCGGACCAAAAGCGUGAAAAUGCGCCUCGGCAGUGCUUGGCUGGCACUCAGCCUGCUUUUGCACCUGGAACUCGGGCAGGCGGCCAAUAUUUUGACCGUAUUCCCGUACCGCCUCCCCUCUCCAUUCCAGAUGGUACGUCCUUUGGUUCGGGCAUUAGUCGACCGGGGUCACAAGGUCACCAUGGUUAGUCCUGCGGGAUUACCCGCCGACAUUCAGGGAGUUCGUCACAUUCGAGUUCCAAUGCUGAAUAAGAACAUGCAGGAUUUUCUAGACAACGAAAAUCUUCUUGAGUUUUUUGGAAGCAAAUGGCAGGAGGGAAUAAUGACCGCCAAAGCUUUGUACGAUGUAUCAUACGCCAUUCUGAGUGCCGAUGGAGUGAAGAAGAUAAUGCAGGACAAGUCUGAACGAUUCGAUAUGAUAAUGAUGGAGGCCAGUCACCUGGAUGCCCUAUAUGGCCUGGCAGAGUUCUAUAAUGCCACGCUGGUUGGAGUUGCCUGUAUGAAUGCUAACUGGAAUGUCGACUAUUUGGCUGGAAAUUCCGCUCCGAGUGUGUUUGAACCAAUUUCCCCCAUGGGAUACGCUCUCGACGACUCGUUGAUCAGCCGGUGGCAUAAUUGGAUCUACAUAACCGAGGAGAAACUCCUUGAGAACCUCGUGUAUCGACCCGCUCAAGCUAGGGUCUUCAAGAAGUUCUUCGGCUAUUCUGCUGAAAAAAUGGUUCAGCUGCGGAAAAGGUUCUCGGUCAUCCUGGUUAACAGCCACUUUAGCAUGGGAGGAGUGCGAGCGAAUGUACCCAACAUCAUCGAGGUGGGUGGAUUGCAUCUAAGCGAACCUUCAGAACCUUGUAGUGCCGAAUUGAAGAGGUUUUUGGACGAGGCGGAACACGGUGUGAUAUACCUUUCAAUGGGACAGGAUGUGUUAGUGAAAUAUCUGCCAGACAAUAUGCAGAAACCAUUGCUAGAGGCUUUUGCACGACUAAAACAACGAGUGGUUUGGAGGAGCGAGCUUUCCCUGGGCGCCAACAAAUCGGAGAAGUUCUUUAUAAUCGAGAAUGCCCCUCAGCGCCAGUUACUGUCCCAUCCAAAUGUGCGUCUCUUCAUUACUCACGGUGGAAAACUAAGCGUGAUGGAGGCUAUUGACAGUGGUGUUCCAAUGCUGGGACUUCCACUUUUCUAUGAUCAGUUUCCCAGUUUACAUCGGGCGCAUUUGACCGGAACGACUGAAGUAUUGGAUGCAAACGCCUUAGACGCAGAUAUUCUGACAAAAACUAUCAAGAAGAUACUGGGAAACCCUAGGUAUGCUAUAAAAGCAAAGGAAAUGUCAAAGACCUUCAGAGAUAGACCAAUGAGUCCAUUAGAAACUGCCAUUUGGUGGACAGAAUACGCCUUAAGACAUCCAAAUACAGAGCACAUGCGACUCAAUGAGGAGGAGAUUCCAAUAAUUCGGUACUAUAGACUGGACAGCAUCUUCACUUUUGGAAUUCGGGUUGGUUCCGUCCUUGGAACGAUAAUCUUUUUGGGAUGGCGGUUGUAUCAGAUACAUCGGACAAGGCAGAGACGACUCCUGGAAAAACAGAGGAUGCUCAUGCAGAUACAAUUGCAGAUUAAUAUGUAUGACUAUCAGACUUUUAGUACGCUUUAAUUUCAAUUACAGUAAUUAUGUUACAGACAGAUAGCAGAACUUUUUAACUCAUAAAACGGCAACACUAAUUUGAGUUUACCAGUUCUCGCAAAUACCAGUUUUGACAUACUCGAUCCCUUUGGAGAAAAAUUAAGGAAAUUUAAGCACCUUAAAAGUGUGGU
Messenger RNA from Drosophila ficusphila, 1808 nucleotides. RefSeq names its product UDP-glycosyltransferase UGT5 (gene Ugt303B2). Lineage: Eukaryota; Metazoa; Arthropoda; Insecta; Diptera; Drosophilidae. The record is from RefSeq and is a predicted model, not a curated record. Gene Ontology annotation, molecular function: UDP-glycosyltransferase activity. The coding region runs from base 25 to 1647 and encodes 540 amino acids. The transcript has 2 exons.